This is a messenger RNA of Bombus pyrosoma, 9951 nucleotides long. RefSeq lists its product as uncharacterized. The record is from RefSeq and is a predicted model, not a curated record. NCBI's taxonomy places the organism in Eukaryota, Metazoa, Arthropoda, Insecta, Hymenoptera, Apidae. The transcript is spliced from 4 exons. The coding region runs from base 4667 to 5764 and encodes 365 amino acids. Gene Ontology annotation, molecular function: acyltransferase activity, transferring groups other than amino-acyl groups.
GCUCACGUUUACGCAAAAAAAUUCAGGAAAUCCUGGCAAGAUCACUGGCAGUUUGUAAUUUGUCUUGCCCUUAGAGUUCCUAUCAUGGAUUACUGAAAUUACCUAUUUCAGAUACUACCGUGCUCUAUUUGAAUAUCAUGGCUACUAUUUCAUUUUCUUCCAUACCAUAUUUAUUUAUCUUCGUUCAAUUUCAGAUAUUUAAUCGUUAUUUCGCAACAGUCUGUAUAUCAUAAUUUUGCUCAGACGAUAAAAGACACGAGACAUUUCGAAUAUAAAUUUAUUAAAAAACGAAGAAACGCCAGAUAGAACAUGUAAACUCUGAAGAGAAUGGAAUAGAGUUUUACGGCCGAAAGCUGUGUAAGUUAAAUUUCUCCGUAAUUAAUGGUACUUUUUUUUCAUGCAAAAACCAAUGAAUCAGAAAUUACGUGCCCUACGGAAAAACUUAAUUCGUUUCGUUACACGUGCAAAUUAGGUUUCCCCUGCUUGAAAAUAUUCCCUGUUCCUCUCGGAUGCCGUGUUUUCAACUAAUAAUAAUUCCAGCGAUCGAUCUCGAGCGCGUUUACAUUUCGAAAAACAAAAUAACCGGUUCCGAAUAAAUUAUUCCAACGUUCGCAUAAUUACAGUGGUUCUCUGGAAAUUACUAUAUUUUUUUGCCGCAUUAAUGCGAAUACGUGAAAGGCGGCUGAUUUACGAGAUUCGCGGGCCAAUUUUUGCCGACGGAAAUUUAAUUAAGAGCUUCGCGGCAUCUUCUGCUCAAAAACGCGAUUCUAAAUCACGCUAUGUGAGCCAGACGAGACCUUGGAUUUGGUUAGAAAUGCAGGCUAGGUGAACACAUAGAUCUGCGCUGCUGCAGAAAAGGUGACACGUGAAUCUACGCGCGCAGAAUGCACGACACGAUUAAUAUCGCAAGGUUAAGGUCCUUGGAAUUCACUGCGACGCGAUAAAACAACCCACAAGGAAUUUAGUGCGAACGAAGGCCAAUACCUGCACGCGCUUGCCACCUUUAAAUUAUCGCUCCGCAGCCUGAAGUCCUUGGAAGACGUUCACGUUAGCUUUCUAUCCUAAACUUGGAACACGAUCGGCUCGAAGACGUUCCAGAAUAGACCUCAAGUUGAUCUAACCUUCGUCACUUUUCAUGACUUUAACUUCCAUGACUAUACAUAUAUUCGCAUCUUCCGUGAACAAGCUGCAUCCUUUCUACCCAGGCCUAAUUUUUCUUCCCUAUUUAUUAUACAGGCUCUUAACGAUUUAUAUUUAUUAUUAUAAAAAGUUCACUAUAUUGCUCCAAGUCCUGAAAACAUAUCGACAGUGAAUAAAUUUUUAAUUUAAUUAAAUGUGGAACUAAACGGAUGGUACAUUUAAGAAUUGAAAUAAGAAAUUCUUACGAUCUUGACUUACAUCAGCGCGACCUUUAGCCCGUCGAUUGUUAUUCGAUGUUACAUGUCAUAUAAUGUGGUACGCGAUAGUGUCCCUAGUGUCCGAGAUUUAUGAUAAUUGGACGAAUAGAUCCUCGCAGGACCCAAGAAUUAAAAGGUUCUUCGGAAAAAAGAAAAAUUCGCUUUAAAGAAAUGCACGAAUAAAACGUCGCAUCUCGGGUCGCAUAAACGAUCUCAUGGAGGAUGAAGAUAAACUUAAAAAACGAUCAAAGAAAGGACAAGUGAAAGAAAGAACAAAUAUUUGAGAUAAAUGUACAGUAAGAAGAAGAAAUAGGGAUACAGAAUCUGUCGUGGAGAUGGGAGAAAAUUGGCUGGGCGAUAGGGGGAGGAUAUCCGCAGGACUCUCGAGAGAAGAGAGGGUGAGGAUCGACAGGAUAAGAUUACCGGUGUAAAGGAAGAGAUCCUUGCGUAGUAUUUCCGCCGUAACCCGGUAUAAGUGGUCGGCCGUUGUGCUAGGUUAGUGUCAAGGUCGUAACCGUGUACAGGUCGCUUUGUGCAACGGCGAUAUUCUCGCCGGGAUAUUUGCACGCAGGGUCGUAAAGUGGCGCGAACAGCGCGGCGUGAUAUUUUUUCUAAGCGGUACAUAGAAAGCUAGGCACGUAUUAAUGUAUGAUGCCAAACCGAGGCUGAAAUCUCUUUGCCGACGACACGUUUCGAUAGAUCAAUCGCGUGUGCACCGAUUACGCGAUGGUAAAACGCGUCCUCCUGUUCAUCACCAUUGCCGUACGUUCGCCACGUUCAGCCAUGUGUAUAAAGCUGAUAUUUUUUGAACGACUGUGUCAUAGUUCGUUUUAACAUCGCUACAAGAAGUUUAUUGCGCACUGUCAAUCAAAAGUUUCAGGACACCUGCUAUUUUUAAUAAAUUUUGAUAUCUGAUGUAGAUUAUAAAUUUCAAAUCACUCGACGUUGUAUUUAUCGAUGAAGUACUUCUGUGAAACAGAUUGCGUCCCCAUGCAUACAUUAGUAUCUCAUGAAUGCUAAUCUCCUACACAGUCAUAGAACUGUAUUCAAUAUUCAUUUGAUCGAUGACAAAGAAACGUAUGAAAAGCGAUGGGAAAAAAGUUACUUUCUAAAAUUAUAAAAAUAUUUUUAACGAUAAUAUCGAUCACCGUUAUCGGUCAUUUAUGACGCUAUCUCCACUUAUGAACUGUCUUCUACGCACGAUGUUGCCGCUGUUGUUCGCCGCAUGUAGUGGCCUGACAAAUCGGCAGGUUAUGCACCGUACACCGAGUCUCGGGUGUCGGAAGUCUUGAAGCCGAUCUCCACCGAAUUCAUUCGGCUGACGUCGUUACGACGUCACAGCCACGAUCGAUAUACCCGGCGAACUGGAGAGACCACCUUCAGUGAUAUCAGUAUCAUCUGUAUUAUCAGUCUUAUCGUUCAAGCGUAAUCGGCAUCUUAGUUCAUCUUCUUGAUUUUUUCUUUCCGUUCAUUCUCCUCGAGUAUCACGUUCCGUUCCUUAUUGUUACGCUACGUCGUUAUACGUACAGUUUGUUUUCAUUAAGUUUACUCGUGCCGCUUCGUUCCUUUUCUUCGUUAUAGUGUGUUCGCGUUAAACAUUUCAUCUCGAGCAUCGACUAUAAGAUCUUCUUCCUCUUCUUUUUUGUAGCAUUUUACACGCACAUCUAUAAAAUAUCAAUGAAAGUAAGAAAAUACUAUACGUAAUUUUAAAGUUUUUUUCUAGAAAAGGUACUACAUUGUACGUAUCUCGAUCGAAUAGUAUCGUUAUACGUAUAACACAGUAUAUAUCUAUACUAAAUGUCUCGUAUCCAUUCGUUACGACCUCGGUAUUUUCUUCGCACGUACUGCUGCAGUAAUAGGUAUUGAUGGACGUUCAAAACACUCGAACACCUAUAGUAGGAAUAAACAACAGUCUGUAUACUUUUUUCUGAACACUCGAGCACACAGAUCGAAGUAACUUAAGAUAUCGUAGUAAAGGCGUAAUUGAAAUUUGUAAUCAAGACUGAAUUGUGCAUUAUAUAGUAAACCUGAGGAAUUUCGUGUCAGCAAUCUCCAAAUAUUUAAAGCUGAAAACGGCGAGGGAACGAAUUUACAGAGAGACUCCGCCGGCAUCGAUCCAUCUUUUUCUCUUUCGCCUUUCACUCUCGAGCCAGUGAGUUAUCGAUCUAAAAAGAGCUUUGUUUGUUGCUCGUCGACGGCUGGCGGGACUACCGGUGUUACGACUGCUGGCCACGCCACCUCAAUUCCGGUACCGAUGUGCAAGGUGUAGCGGAGUCAAGGCCAAGGUUGCGUUUCCAUGAUCAACGCACGGCGUUGAUCUCGUAAUCUUACUGCGAUAUCGACAGAGAUUCGUUCUUGCGACACUCCGUUGGAAUUCGAUGUUGUAAGCAUUUAACGUUAUCGAGAAAGUCGUCGAUUGCUUAUCUGCGAUCAUAAGCUCUUAGGUUUCGCAUAACUUUUGUAAUUUACCAUCUGUAUUAUGCCAAGCACAAGCGAUACACAAUACUCUCGCGUUUAGGUUUUCUUCGAAAAAGAUGAUCGAAAGGUAGUUCUAUUGAAUUUUAUUAUUUUGCAACCCUUAUAGCGUACCUCACAUUACCAUUCUUCGUAAUGGAUAUCUUUCAAAAACUAGCUAAGAAAGAUACAAAAAUUUGGUCGUAACUGGAUACAAACGUGCCGUCUUUAAUUUCUUUAAUGCAAAAUUCCAGAAGAUGGUUCCGUUCAGAUCGCAAAGAAUGGCUCUCCGGAGUUAUUUUUUCAUCUUUUCUGCGAUCCCCGCUACGCAUUAGCAGUUUGCGCGAUUCGGAAGAAUUAACGAUGACCAUUGGUACUCUCGUCGUGUGUUAUAAUGCUUGGCCAGCAUGAAACGAUAGCGCAUGCCGGCUGCGUCAUUUAUCCUCGAAUAAAGCUGUGCCAACCAACGAAAAGGCAAGGUCAAGGUUGUGUCCGGACGUGCACACGCGAUGCCGUACGGCUUUUUUGAAUCCGCAUUUGAAUCGAUGUUCCUUGCACGCUUACAACGCGUCACGAUGAUCCUUAACGAGCAACGACAGCCUGUUUCGAAGAGGUUCGAUAAUGAGUAGCUUCGCCGGACCACUUUUUGAAUCGCCUCUUUCUUCUUUUGUUUCCAUGACAAGUGGAUGAAGCGAGAGAAACUCGAAGCCCAACAUACAUCAUCUUUUCUUCCUUACAUUAGCUCUUCGGCUUAGGGGAGAUUGUCUACAGCGGUAGCAAGUGGCGAUGAGUUCCAUCAAACUUUGUUGACCUACAUGCAUGACAGAGUAUGGGAUUUUAAUUUCUACGUAGCUAAUAACUGGCCCGAGGACGCGAUCUGCUUACAUUUCCCCGGAAUGACAUUAUCUCCUCAUGGUUUGCUGUUCGAGAGCGUGGGCGUCUUUUGUCCUAACGACCGACUGGAACUACUCACGUUAUUGAGGAACGAAGAUGUUUUGAUCGAUUGGUCGAAGCCUUUGUACAUUAACUUCAUACACUAUGCCUUAGCGGAGGAGUUGACACGUCUUUACGAGGGGAUAGGAACUAUAGAGAGGGUGGCUGGAGAUGUCUACAUGUGCGCGGACCCGAACAACCUAAACUGCGUGGAGGAAGCAGACGAGGACGCAGAUCCUGACAUACAAGUUCAACCGCUGAAAGCAGAACACGCCGAAGGAAUUUAUGAACUGUACCCUGCUAACGAUAUGGAGUGUCACGAAGUCUUUCUGCGGCUAAUCAGAAUCCUUCCAGCAGCAGGAGUCUUUGUUAAGGGAAGUUUAGCAGCGUGGAUGGUCCAGUCUUACUAUGGGGCCAUGUUCUCCAUGCAGACCAAGCCAGAAUACAGACGGAAGGGCUACGGUACAAAAUUAGCAAGGUACUUGACCAAAAAAGUCGUCGACAAGGGGUACCAGCCGUUCGUUGUGAUACGUCCUGAAAAUGACGCGAGUCAGAGUUUGUACAGGAAAUUAGGAUUUAAGAGGUUGUACCAAACCGUACGGAUGUCGUUCAUGCCGUCAACGUGGCAGGACGAAGAAACGAAGAUGAACCGAGUAUUACGAGAGAACUUGGAGAACGCCGUCAGACAGCUAACCAUCGAGCAGAAAGUUGCGGACGCGUUCAGAAAUGAAGAAAUGAUUUCCAUUAACGAAGAAACCAAGGGAUGUCUGAAAGAAACAGGAAAUUUGUUGGUGGAGGAACCCGAGGAAGGAUCCGAAGAGGACGAAAAUCCUUUGGGAGAGGAGACAGAAGAAAGAAUAAUAGUGACCGAACUUUCGGUCGAAGAAAACGUCGAAGUAAAAUCUGCUGAUAAUACUGCAGAAACUGCGAAUGGUAGCAAUCAAGACGAUGGGGGAACAAAUACUGGGGACGCGGAGUAAUUAAGUACUUACAUGUUCGAUUAUUCGAUAAAAGGUCCAUGAUUUACGUCGAGUUGCUCGCUCGAGUGUACGCUUUUCCUUUCAAGGCUAACGGAGGAAAGAGAGCGAUUGGUAUAGGGACACUAGCGAAUUUCUCCAGCCAAAAAUUCUAACAUUCAAUUUAUACAUAUAAAAAGCUGACUUGGAAAUGCACUUUAAAUAAGCUACAGUUCUUUAACAAAAUUUUUCUUAAUGCUUUUGCAAGCAAACUGAAUCAAAGCAGCAACAAUUGAAAGUAUUAGUUGUGAUAUGCUUUUAGACUAUUUAUUCAUUGACGGGUAUGUUCUAAAGCGGUAGCCUUUUGUGAGGGAGAGCUCUCGAGCGACAUGAAUGACACUAGGAAAGAGAAAAGAAAUUAUUUUAAGAAAUUUAACGAUUUUACGGCACCGCGUUCGUGCGAGGCUUCAAUUCGAGUACGAAAGUACGUAGAUACGAGAUUUACGUACGGGUUCCUCAUAUCAGACUGCUUGAAGUAUGUCGUAAAGAUCUCAGGAAACAGCUAGAUGUAUCCUUUGAAUCGCCAAGUUUAGAUUGUUUCAAAGUCUAUCUGUACCUGUUGUAUUUGGUGGAUUCAUUGUUUCAGAUGUUUGGCAUUAAAUCUUUUAACAAUUUGUAAGUACAUCUGUGUGGAGUAUAUUUGGAAGUUAACCUGAAAUUAAUCUUUCGUUUAAUCGUCUUUUCAGGCUUUCAGGCAAUUACAACUGAUAAUCCUUGACGAAAAAAUGCUUACGUGUUCUUAUCGAAUAGCCUGUGAGUUAUAUAAUAAUUAAUUAAAUAUAAUUAACAUGAAUAUUUAAUGAGUAUCGAAAGAAGAAAACUGAAUGCGAUCGACAAGCAAAGACACGAAGAACCUAAUAUCCUUUAGCGACCAAAAACCAUGAUAGACUUUGAAUUAUGAAUUGCAUAUAUACCUAUCUAAACGAUGAAUCCUAUAAAUGGACAAAAAGAAACAAACGUGAUGAAUCGUCGUGGAACGCGCGACCGCUUAGAAAUUUACGCGCUAAAUCAAUCUGUGAUUAUAAUUUCCCUAUAUAAAGUAGCGUUUCGAACAAAAAUUCAGAAGCCUCGUGCGACCUCGACACGCUUUCCUUAAUACGAGUAGAAGCCAAUUACUGUACCGGUGCGCUCGACCGUAUUAAAUUUCAGGUACGUUGAAUUAUGGGAUAACAACAUUGACUCGACAAGAUUGAAAUCAGGUAGUGAAAGAUAUUUUGUUCGAAAACUUAUCUACGAGCUUGUAACGCAGCGUGCAUGCGACGCUAUGGCGUCAUUUCGAAAGAGUAACUAAUGCCUAAUCUUAAGGCUCUGUUUUACAAUCUGAAGAAAUUAUUAUAAUAUUUUUUUAUUCAAUACAGAAUAAAUUCUAUAAAUACAAGAAGUAAGUUCGAAGUAAGACCUGUGAGUAUAGUGCACCGGCACAGCGAUCGGUUUAGCGUGCGAGCCAAUGAUAAUAAUAAUAAUAAAAAUAGUUAAUAGCGAUCAUACAAUUAAUAUUACUAUUAGUUACAGAAUAUACAUGUAUAAUAUGAAUAUACGCGCAAAAAGGAAGCCCGAUCAGCCCGGUUCGCUUACUGAGAAAAUCCUUUUUUAGAAUUUAGAUGGUUACAAUUUGUAUCAUUUUUUCUAUAUUUUACAGAUACGUUUUAUCAAUGAUACUCGACGUGGCAAACACGUGUGAAAGAACAGGUUUAAGAAGGUCGGUGCUGGGACGACCGGGCAGUUCCUCAAAGGCCCUCAAUGUCCCUCCUUUAUUUUGGAUUUUCGACGUUUCCGGGGGCCAGCUGUGAUAUUUUCCUCACUCCACUUAUGCUCUGGUUACAGUACCGACAAAUUUAGAUUUAGACAAUUGAUUGUUAAUGGAACAUGCUGGGACUCCUCCAAUUCCAUUGAUAUUUUGUCACCGACGUGCUUAAAAUAGCGAAUAAAUUUGUUAUUUCGUAUUGUUUCAGUUAUUGACUCUUAGAGGACCAAGAAAUCCAAUAUAUUGGCAACAGUGGCGUAAAACAUAACACUCAAAAUUAUAGUGUCUUCAAAUUCACCUAAAAAUUAUUAUAACGUAUGAAAAAUUAGUGUCCUCUGAGCGUAAAACGUUUUGCAACAAAAAUAUGUCACGUACGUUACCUUGACCACGUUAAGAAACAAGAUAAUAUAAUUCAUAUCCUAACUCCAGUUUAAAUAAUUAAGAGCAUAAAACUGGAUAUAAAAUUGAUAAACGAUUGGUCGUUUAAACGUACGCGAUAAUGUACAUGUUUAAUAUGUGGAAAGAAUUCUGCGUACCUCCCUAUAUUGCUUAAACAGCAAACCUUGUCAAGUUCGUUUUGCCAGUCUGAGUUGCAACGUUAAUCAUAACCUGAUCCACAAACGGUCGCAAUUUCGAAUACUUUCUUACACUAUGCACAAGCUCGAAUAAAAUUCGUAAAUACGAUUAAAGAUGUGUAGAACGGUUAUUACGAGAGAUAUGAAUUUUCGAAUCGAAUAACACAGAACGAAAAGGGCACUGAAUUUUAAAGUCCAAUUAGUCCAAGAUAAUCUCAACUUCGAAAAAUUUGCAUACGUGAUUUUGGGCACAAGAGAAAAAUCAUCGUAGUUCCUACAUCUAUAACUAGAUAGCGAAGGUGGUUAGUGGCGCUAUCGUCAGAACAGUUUUCCCUCCAAUUUUAAGUUUGGCUGCGCAGUGCAAUUUUCGAUUCGGUUCGUUGACCGCGCCAUGUCAAUUAUAAUUCCGAGUGUGAUAAAAGUGCUAUUUCUUCCGUCAUACGAUCACUAAUUAGUGCUAGAACAUCGGUAAGAUUCUGUUCUUUUUCAAAGAUAUAUUUAAAGAAGCGUGAUAACGUAUAAAUAUUGGAUAGAUGUAUGAUCAUACAAUUUUUACAGACAGAGAACCCAUCUCGAUUCGAAACCCAGUUAACGGAUGAAUUAGCGAAUCUAUUUCUCAGCUCCAUCGUAUUGCGGUUUGUUCAGUCAUAUCAAACAAUGUUUAUAAAUUAAGGUAAAAAUUCACGUAAUAUAGUUUUGAUAGUCAUUGAUCGUCCUGGCGGAAAAGGAUUUCCAGCGAUUAAUGACGUGUGUAUAAUUCGCACAAACUAAUUUCUCGUAAUGGCCGUACGCCAUGUGAUUCCGUUGCAUAAGUUUCAACCAAUUAAUUGCAAAUCAUUAUUACCAAAUACUUGCUAAAACAAGUAAGAAAUAAUAACAAAUAAAUCUUGGAAACUAAUUUUUAGACUAAUAAAAAAUGCAUUUGACUUUGUAUUUAAAUUUUUUAUCUUUUUUUUUUAUCUAGUCAAAAAAUUUAAUUUCGUAGCUCCAUGCAUUAUUGAUUACAGUUCCGAACACGUUUCUUUUUGUUUGUAUUUUUUGCUAUAAUUUAAGAAAAUAAUUCAUCCUCAAUUACAUUCAUUCAAUCUAUCUUUAAAUGAUGUCCCGUUUUUAUGAAACAAUUGCAACGGAAGGAUAUGAAAGAUGUCUGAAUAGAAAAAUUAGGAAAGAAAAGAGCAACAACGAAAUAAUCACUGUAAUUAAAUCUAUACAAGCAUGUACCUAUUAGUUUGCUAAUCGUAGCACCGUGCAAGUCAAUGUUUCGCGAAAUAGGCCUAAAAUCCGUCUAUCGACAUCUAAACAUGUUUCUUCAACAUAUAUUGUAAGUAUAUACAUAUACAUAUAUAUACAUUAAUAUAUGCAUAUAUAUGUGUAUGUGUAUAUGUACAUAUAUACAUAUAUAUGUAUAUAUGUGUAUGUAUAUAUAUAUAUUAUGUAUAGGAAUAUAUAUGACAUAUAUAUUCUUAUAUAUUUCCUCGUGCACGUUGCCUUCCGCUACAACAAAAUCUUUAUCUGGAGCAACCACUUAAAUUUCUGUCAUAUAAUAUAUGAAAGUUAUACAAAAACUGUUAAAUAAAUAAAAAGGAAAUUAUAUCGCGAAUGCAAAAUUACCGGAAGUCUAUUCAUUAUACGGAACGAGAAAACGAAGUUAACCUAUAAAGCGUAAUGCAGGGGAAUGUAGCAUGUCUAUCAGAAAGGUAGACAUUGAUUUUUGUAAUUUGUGUGUUCGAUAAAGGCAAGUAUUUUCAACGCGUGAGAUUUUUUAUGAAAAUUGGACAUUGGAAAUGAGCUUUGGAUAAUAAAUGGAACAAAUAAAUAUGAUUUUCCAACGA